AUGCUAGCAUGCACUAACAGCAUCUUCCAUGGCCCUGCCACAUUCCACCGCCAAUCCCAGCCUUCUAAAUUCCUACUCUCCAAGCCUCUUCUCUUCCCUCGCCUCCCUCGCGUAGUCAAUUUCGGGAAAUUAAAGUUCAAUUCGCUCUUUUCCGUUAAGAAUAGCUUCCGCCGUUUCGACGUCAAAUCUUCCGUCAAUUCAUCAUCAGAAGUUUUGGAGUCCAUUGAUGUUGGUGUCCCGCAUAGUUCCCUGCAAAAGCAUUCGGUGAAGAUUCCUGUUGGUGAUAGACAUAUUUUGGUUGAGACUGGUCACAUAGGAAGGCAAGAAAGUGGUUUUGUUACAGUUACGGAUGGGGAGACCAUUCUGUACACCACUGUUUGUUUGAAUGAUACUCCUAGUGAGCCAUCCGAUUUUUCCCCCCUUUCUGUGAAUUAUCAAGAGCGCUUUUCAGCUGCUGGUCGUACUAGUGGAGGUUUCUUCAAACGAGAAGGAAAAACCAAGGAUCACGAGGUUCUUAUUUGUAGAUUGAUUGAUAGGCCUCUACGUCCUACUAUGCCUAAGGGCUUCUACCAUGAAACUCAAAUAUCAUCUUGGGUUUUAAGCUAUGAUGGAUCACAUGCCCCCGAUUCCUUGGCCAUCACAGCUGCUGGUAUAGCACUUGCACUUUCAGAAGUGCCUAUGUCAAAAGCAGUUGCUGCAGUUCGAGUUGGCCUCAUUGGUGAUACGUAUAUAGUAAAUCCUACAACCGAGGAGAUGGAAAACUAUGAGUUGGACCUCAUGCUGGCAGGCACAGAUAGCGCAAUAUUGAUGAUAGAGGGUUAUAGCAAUUUUCUUCCUGAAGAGAAUCUACUUAAAGCUGUAGAAGUUGGUCAGGAUGCAGUGCGAGCAAUCUGUAAUGAGGUAGAACUCUUGUUCAAGAAAUGUGGGAAGACAAAGAUGAUUGAUGCCAUCAAGUUGCCUCCUCCCGAGCUUUAUAAACAUGUUGAGGUUGUAUCCCGACUCAAGAUCCGGGUUCAAUAUGUUAUUAUCGCGACAUCACCCAGUUUCGGCUGCACAAUGGCGGAAUUCUGCUAG
Messenger RNA from Lathyrus sativus (Indian pea), 1074 nucleotides. The record is from the annotation of a GenBank genome assembly. NCBI's taxonomy places the organism in Eukaryota, Viridiplantae, Streptophyta, Magnoliopsida, Fabales, Fabaceae.